UAUACUCGUACUAUCCUCUUUCAGUGGAGGACAGGCAGUAAGUCAGAGAUUUCAGUGAUUUCGGUGAAUAAUCAUAUACAGAGCUAUACAGAAUGCGGCUUAUUCUCGUUGGGAUAUUGCUGGGGCUGGUUUACAGUUGCAGUGCGACAAUUAGCGGACCCUUCCUAUUCUGGGGCCCCGACAAGGUGGCCAGCUUGCAAGCCCAGGUGCUAGUUGAGGCCAGCAGCAGGGAACACCCGCUGGCGCAAUUGUUCGGGGAGGCCAAGGCCAUCGUAGUUUUCGUAAGGAACACGACCAGUCGCCUGGAAGGCACCAAGUACCCCAGGUUCCAGAAUCUGGUGAAGAGUGGCACUUGGACCUAUCUACCAGAGCGCAGCCUGGCGACCGAGCCUUUUAAGUACAAUGCCAACAUUGAGGUCAUAAGCCUGUCUGGACACGGGGAAGAAGACGACGCUGAGAUUGUGACGGCAUACAAUGACGCUUUGAGGAUAUACGGGGAUGGUGAGGUUCUUGGAAUCCUAGCCAGUCGUGAGGAGGAGGCACACUUCCUAGCCAAACGUGAAACCGCCGAGGAAGAAUCCAAAAAGACGACUGAGGCAGCUCCUGCUGACGCUGCCGAGGAGACAGAGGCCAGCUUUAUUUACUUAGCCGAAGGAAACAAGGCGGUUCUCUCCCUAAACGGUCCGCCCGAGCUGCGUCUUACCAACGAGACAUUGCGCCUGGAGGAGCACAUCAAGCAGAUAACUUUCGACGACCAGCACGCCAAGGGCUACGGUCGCCUCAGCAUCACCUUUAUGCACAGCGGCGAGAAGUGCACGCUCCGCUUCAAGUUCUCGCUGGCGCGUGGCACGUGGAUCCUGCGAAACGUGGAGGUGGAGUACAGGGAGCUCAAGAGCGUACUCCUGGCACGCGGCGACGAAUACACUCUGCCCUCGGCCCCGCUGGGCUUUUCCUAUCGCUGCUCCGCCAACGACUUGAGCUUUGUCAACCCCAACAAAAACGAGACCCUACAGAGCCUCAUCCUGUCCGACUUCCAGGUGCAGCCCUGGCUCAACGGGCGCAAGGAGUUCGGCGAGGUAUACGAUUGCGUUGGCUUCAUCUCUGCGCCUAUCCUAUCAGGUCUCUUUGUAGUCACCCUCCUGCUCGGCAUCCUAGGCCUCGGAAUCUCCGCCAUGCUCAGCAUGCAUACCCCAAACCGAUUCGAGAGCUCUCGCAGCAAGCAGUUGACCUUCACGGUCCAGGAGUAGGCAAUCUUCUUUCCAUACAUUUUUAAUUAAAUCUUAGCUCGCUGCGAAAUGUUUGUCUUGAUCAGUUACAUGGCUGUCAACCCUUUGGUGCUCUUCACCUUGGCCAUUUGAGCUGUUUCUAAUCCAUCUGCUCUUCGUGCUGAUCGUGCUCUACGUCUAUGUUCUUUGGUAUUACUGAAGCUCAUACUGGACUUAAUUGAAUACAUUCUAGUCAAACAAAAAUAUAUGCUAACUAACUAAAUUCCACUUGGCUUUGUUAUUAAAUACUCCUACACUAAUUGUAAUUGUACUUACACUAACAAAUAUAUCCGCAUCUCAACCCCA
Drosophila obscura is the source of this 1571-nucleotide messenger RNA. RefSeq lists its product as uncharacterized. Lineage: Eukaryota; Metazoa; Arthropoda; Insecta; Diptera; Drosophilidae. Gene Ontology annotation, cellular component: proton-transporting V-type ATPase complex. The transcript is spliced from 2 exons. The record is from RefSeq and is a predicted model, not a curated record. The coding region runs from base 93 to 1247 and encodes 384 amino acids.